AUGGUAAACGAGAAAAUAUUGAAACAAUUUUUCAAAUAUGUUGACGAAAACCAGGAUCAUUAUGUUGAUAGGUUGAGAGAAGCAGUAGCUAUUCCAAGUGUGAGCAGUGAUCCCGAUCGCCGCGAAGAUGUCUUCCGGAUGGGUAAUUGGCUCAUCGAAUUGUUCAAGAAACUUGGUAUUAGUUAUGAAGCUGUCGAUGUGGGUAAUCACGUGAUGAGUGGAAAAACCUUGAAAUUACCACCUAUCUUGUUAGGAUCUUAUGGCAAUGAUCCUAAGAAAAAAACAAUUCUGGUCUAUGGUCAUUAUGAUGUUCAGCCUGCCUUGCUUGAAGAUGGUUGGAAUUCUGAUCCUUGGAAAUUAGUUGAAGAUUCUACUGGUCGUUUAGUUGGUCGUGGAUCUUCGGAUGACAAAGGUCCAAUCAUUGGAUGGCUCAACGCGAUUGAAGCACAUCAAAAGAUAGGAGUAGAAUUUCCUGUUAAUUUAAAGAUAUGUUUUGAAGGUAUGGAGGAAAAUGGAUCCGAAGGAUUAGAUGAUUUGAUUGCACGGGAGGCCGAUAGAUAUUUUAAGUGUGUAGAUGCAGUUUGCAUCUCGGAUAAUUAUUGGCUGGGCGUCACGAAACCUUGUCUGACUUAUGGUUUACGCGGCAUUUCUUACUUUAACAUCACAGUCUCUGGUCCAGGGAGAGAUCUUCAUUCUGGAGUUUUUGGUGGUACUGUUUAUGAACCCAUGACGGAUUUGAUUAUUUUGUUCAGCAAAUUGGUCACUCCGAAUGGAAAAAUCUUGAUUCCUGGAAUAAAUGAUGAUGUAGCAGAAUUGAAGGAUGAAGAAAUGGAAACUUAUCGAUCCAUCGAGUUCAAAUUGGAAGAACUUCAGUCGGCCAUUGAAUCUAAAACAAAUAUCUACGAUAAUGAAACUCAAACUUUACAGGCCCGUUGGCGCUAUCCAUCACUUUCUAUACACGGUAUCGAAGGUGCGUUUUCUGCGCCAGGGGUCAAAACUGUAUUACCUUGUAAGGUUUCAGGUAAAUUUUCAAUUCGAUCGGUUCCAAAUAUGGAUCCUGAUAAAAUUACGGCUUGUGUUGAUAAAUUCCUUAGAGAGGAAUUCGGUAAAUUGGGAAGUAAAAAUAAGCUUCAAGUAGAAUGUGUGCAUGGUGCUAAACCAUGGGUUUCGAGUCCAGAUCACUGGAACUUUGUCGCAGCAGCUAAUGCUGUUGAAAAGGUCUUUAAUUGCAAACCUGAUUUGACACGUGAAGGAGGUUCCAUUCCUGUUACUCUUACUUUCCAAGACGCGUUAAAUAAGAAUGUUCUCUUGCUUCCGAUGGGCAGAGGUGAUGAUGGAGCUCAUUCGACUAAUGAGAAACUUGAUCGGCAUAAUUAUACCGAAGGGAUUAAGUUACUUGGCACUUACUUGCAUGAAGUAGCAGCUAUUAAGUCUACCUAA
Messenger RNA from Funneliformis mosseae, 1440 nucleotides. The record is from the annotation of a GenBank genome assembly. Lineage: Eukaryota; Fungi; Glomeromycota; Glomeromycetes; Glomerales; Glomeraceae.